UAUUGAAGAUGGUGUGAAGUAGAUAAGAAAGAUGCAAGCCUGGCUCAUGCUUCUGCACUUGUCACUGCUUUACCAUUAGAGAACUAUCAGUCUUCUCGUAUCCCUGCUCCGGUUGAGACUAAGCCACCAAAAGCAUAUGGUGGUAUAAAAGGUUUAAGGAAUGUGGCUAGGAAUUGUUUCAUCAAUUCUGUUGUCCAAUGGUUGAUUCAUUCUAAGCCUUUUUACCGGGAGAUUAUGUCCAACAAAUUUUGCAAUGGUUAGUGUAUCUAAUCCCAAUUUCUGAUUUCUAGUAUAAUCCAUGUUUCUGAUACCUCUAAUCCCUGUUUAAUGUAUCAUUUGAAUGUGACAAACAAGACUGUAUCCGGUGCUAUAUGAAAGUAGUAUUCAAAAGGAUAACUGAAGUAGCAAAUACUAAUGAGACAGUGAAUGCAGAGAUCCUUUCCAUCCAUUCUAAUGAGAAAUUCGCCAUGGGUUUUGAUCACGAUUCCCAUGAAUAUUUUUGAGCAUUCUUAAUGAAUUGAUAGUAUGUGAUAUGUCUCAUGAAGCCAUAGGUGUUGCUGCUCCAGAAACUAUGGUCCGGAGACUCUUUGGGGUAUUUUCCACCUCAAAGAUCAAGUGUCACAAAUGUAAGUAUCUUAAGAAGACCAAAGUUGAAAACCUUGGCCUUCAACUCACAUUGGCCAAAGGCAGUUCACUGAAGGAAGCUUUGGAACAGUAUAUUGUGUCAACUGCCUCGAGUGGGUUAAAGUUUUGGAACAGCAUUAAUAUUUACAACUGCUUCGAGUGGCUUUGGAACAGAGGGAGUAGAGGGUUAGAGUUGGAAAUUUCCAACCCGAGUGGGCCUAGACCCGAAACCAAGUGGGUUGGGCCGGCGCAUUGGACCUAGGUACAACUAUUUCUUCAUGUUUGAUAUCAAAUUCGACACUUUAUUAAUUGUUUUUAUAGUAUAAAUAACUAUACGAAGAAACCUUCAAUGACCUAAUUUACAAGA
Salvia hispanica is the source of this 991-nucleotide messenger RNA. Lineage: Eukaryota; Viridiplantae; Streptophyta; Magnoliopsida; Lamiales; Lamiaceae. The record is from RefSeq and is a predicted model, not a curated record.